Messenger RNA from Notodromas monacha, 195 nucleotides. The record is from the annotation of a GenBank genome assembly. NCBI's taxonomy places the organism in Eukaryota, Metazoa, Arthropoda, Ostracoda, Podocopida, Cyprididae.
AUGGCGAGUGAAACAGGUUCUUCCCUGUUUGCACACGUUUUGCUUGACUUGUUUGACCAAGUCCACGCCGGACAACAGCCUGACUCUGACCUGCCCCGUGUGCAGAUUGCAGUCGAUUCUGCCGCCAGAAGGGGUCGGAAAUACUCUUCCACGGUUGUUGAAGAUAAUAAGAACCUCGUUGAACAAGAAGCGUGA